AUGACACAGCAAGACCCAAACUGGAACCCGCCUCGCGGACCCAGAAACCGCUAUCCACACCGACGAGGCCACGUCCAAGCAUCAAGUGAUCCAAACCCCGCCCCGCAGAUCUUGCAACCGCAAAGUCAGCAUACUGAGUCGACUCGGAAUGCGCAGCAGCGGAAUAGUGAUUCUUUCCAAUACGAUACGCAGACGAUGCCAUACUGGGACGAUGCAAGCGGCGCAAUCCACGAGAUGUCUAAUGCAACACCGCGAAAUCUAGAUCGAGCAUACGCGAAGAACGUUGCUGGUGAGACUGGAACUACGCAUGACCAGCACCAGCAGGAUCAGGUUGCGGGUCUUCAAACUUAUGGUCAACAUCAGUGGCAUAAUCCGUAUGCCGAGAUUGUUGGCGGUGGACCGUAUGCACAAGAUCAAGCAACCCAUCCAACAUCUACAUCUACGCCACCGAAGAACACAUCUAGGACCGCUAUCAAAGACAACAAGGGCAACAGGAGGGAUUUCACACCCUACUUCGACGCCGCAGACCCGCGGAACCACACCGAUCUGAAAAGCCCAGAUAAAUACAACUUCCUCGGAACAAAAGACGUGAAUCAGAAGAUGCGCCAGGACACCACCGAUGCGAUAAAGCUAGCAACAGAGAAGCGAGGAAAGAUCAAGGUAGACCAGCCGUUACAAUCGCUACCUGAACAUGAGCCAAAGACAACACUAGUAAAAAGGAAGAGCGCGCCCCUCCCCCCUAUUUUACCUAGAUUCGCUUUCGAGAACCCAACAAUAAUAUCGGCGAAGCAGGCGAAGUCUAGGACUACUUCGUUUGGGAAGAGUGCAGAGACUCCAACUCAAUACAGCACUCCUCUUUCCGCGAUCAACGAAGCGCCAUCCCCGCUCAACGCAUCAAACAAGCGACAAAGUGUCGAUCGCACACCCACACUCGACCGCGUCCGCGCCCUCCGCGCAGAAGAACAAGCGAAAGCGCUUGCGCAACUCGAGGGUGAGAUUAAAGAAGACAAGCCCACUGAUGGCGGCGAACAACAUGUCCCCCGCGAGUUGGUCAAGAGGAUUAGUGACUCGGAAAGCCGGUGUGUUCCUAGAGUUACGUCGCGGGAAGAGAAGCGUCAUGCGUCUGAGUUUGUUCCGGGUAUGGAGGUAGCGGGACUGGAUGAGUGGGAGGGUGUUUGUAUGAUGGAUGAUGGGGAUGUCCGAGCGAAGGAGGAUGAUGAUGGUGCGGGUAGCAAUGUGUAUGGCAGUGAGAAUACUGCUCAGGAAGACGAGAUCGAGAAGUUGACAAAAGCGAUAGCGGGGUUGAAGCCGUUUCAAGAUCUGCCACCUCCGUCGCCGAAGAAGCAAGCGUUCGAGCGGAUGAGCGCUGUGCCGGUGGGGUUAAACGUAGGGAAGAUUGGAAAGGGAAAAGGGGGGUCGAAGGAUGGAGCUGGAUCGAAGCCAAAGCCAGAGGAACUAGAUGGACGGACGCAAGUUGAGGCAGAAGCGGAGCUUUUGAAGGUACUCAAUGCGACGAAUGAAACUAGUGGCGGGGGUAGCGCGGGCGUAGGAACGUCGCAGGAGAACUCAUCGGCGGAGUCUUUUGCGACGGUUUCUUCGGAUGAUUACGAACAGAUUCGGGCGGAGGAUGAGCUGGCUUCGGAGCAGAAUGGCGUGAAGAGGCGGUGGUACAAGGGCUUUCGGAAAGUUUGA
Messenger RNA from Alternaria novae-zelandiae, 1692 nucleotides. RefSeq lists its product as uncharacterized. Bases 1 to 1692 code for a protein of 563 amino acids. The record is from RefSeq and is a predicted model, not a curated record. The transcript has a single exon. Lineage: Eukaryota; Fungi; Ascomycota; Dothideomycetes; Pleosporales; Pleosporaceae.